Amphibalanus amphitrite is the source of this 1717-nucleotide messenger RNA. RefSeq lists its product as uncharacterized. The transcript has 5 exons. Lineage: Eukaryota; Metazoa; Arthropoda; Thecostraca; Balanomorpha; Balanidae. Bases 388 to 1287 code for a protein of 299 amino acids. The record is from RefSeq and is a predicted model, not a curated record.
ACAGUGGUCCAGAGCCGACGCACGCGGCGGGACGCGUGGGGUCGCAGACGGCUGUGGGAGACGUUGCAGUGAGACGGUUUGGCUGAGGACGGUUUGAAGAUUGGACUACACAUUUGCGUGCAUGGUGUAGAGCGCUUACAGCGGGUUUCGUACUUCACUGCCGACUUGUGUUAGUGUCCUUUUCUGUGGCUCGUCUCUGUGACACCUCUCAGAGCCCACUAACCGCCGAGCCACGCGGCUCGACCUCCCACCGUUCGCCGAGCGUUCCGUCGUCUCCGACGGCCGUCGGUAGCGGCGGCUGGCGCGUGCGCGGCCUACCUGCCCUCUGGUGCGCGGCUAUUUUUAAUCGCUCGCUCUCGGCGUCUUCUGGCUGAGAAGUUGGCCGCCAUGGUUGUUCGCGAGCCGUUUGCCGUGGGGAGAGGAGAGCCACUGCUGGUCCGGGGAGCGACUCCGAUCGACAUGACAGAGGUAGCAGCAGAGACGGCAGCCGGGGACAACAGCCCACCGAGCUGUGUAUCACCGGCCGCCCGAGACAGCGACGGCGGGCUGACCUCGCCAGGCCUCUCAGAGGUCAACUCGGGGUCACCGAAGACGGUACCGGAGUCGCCGACCGAUCAGCAGGGGUCACCGCAGAAACAGCCGGUGCCGCGCGGCUACAUCCCCCCGGCGCUGCAGAACUGUCUGCGCUGCGACGCCUGCUCCUGUAUCUACCUGGACGAGCUGGACUACUACAAACACGUGCGAAACUACCACUCGUCGACGUCGCAGAGGCGGUACAGGAAAUCGGGCCAAUGUCGGACGUGCGUGUUCACUAAGAUCGAGCCGGACCCGGCUCCUACCCUGAAGGCAGCGCAGCAGAACCAGCGGCGCUCCAACAGCCCCGUCAAAAUAAACGUCCUGCAGAAUAACGUCAAGAGCCGCUGGAGCCGCAUGUUCGGCAGCCGCCUCCGGAGCCAGAUGACCCCACUCAGCACCAACCUGAGGGCCAUCGACCCCAGCCGCGUGCCUCUCAAGAGCAAGGUCAAAAUGCAGGCCGGAUUGCAGCCGUUCGUCGUCAGGGAGCUCGACGCCAAAAUGCAGGAGAUGAAACAACAGCGCGCAGCCGGCAGCGAGAAGGUUGAUUCUCCCGGCGAGCUGUGCGGUGGCGAUGAGAGCGACACCUAUAGUGGCGACUGUGGCGCCGCGAUGCAGGUGAAGGAGGAACCAAGGGACCAGGACGAGUGCGUUGAGCUGUUGCAACAGGUGGAGGUGCGAAUCAAAACCGAGCCCGAGGAGACGGAGGCGUGACCUCGAGCAAGUGAAAAGUGCUCCUUCCCGUGCGUGCCUUCGUGUGUUGUUAGCGUUUGAAGGACAUUGUUAGAUGGUGGACAAAUCGCUGAGACACCCUAUUCGUUCAGCGUAUCUGUCAGUAGCAAAUAUGCUAAACAUCAUGUGUCAGCCAGUGUCAGCUUGCUACCAAGCAUGAUAUUCUAGUCACUAGUCAAAGUUGUUUGUAAACUGAUCUUAAAUGCCUUUUCCUGUGUGCAUGUUCAGUUAGCGUAAGUUAUUGACGAGCACAAUCGUAAAUGCGUAGAAACAACUGGUCAAGAUAUUUCAUUUUCGAAUGUUGAUUUCUCAAUAAUACGAACACCGAGCUCAAGCUGUUGAGGACGAGCCGCAUAUUGUUGAAACAAUGCAAUAUUUGUUUCUUGGUUGAAAAUAAAAUUCGGUUAUGGAG